Anoplopoma fimbria (sablefish) is the source of this 9233-nucleotide messenger RNA. Its product is annotated as kalirin-like. The record is from RefSeq and is a predicted model, not a curated record. Gene Ontology annotation, cellular component: cytoplasm. Gene Ontology annotation, molecular function: protein binding; guanyl-nucleotide exchange factor activity. Lineage: Eukaryota; Metazoa; Chordata; Actinopteri; Perciformes; Anoplopomatidae.
AUGAAUUCGGUGGAUGGAGGAGGAGAAGCGGGCCCGGACGGCCUGGCGACGGCAGGUUCUGGUAAAGCAGAGUGUGUCCGAGCCGUCGACGUCCUGACGGUGCUCAGAGAGAAAGUGGCCUUCGUGUCGGGCGGACGGGACAAACGUGGCGGACCGAUACUGACCUUCCCCGCCAGGACCAACCAUGAUCGAAUAAAACAGGAAGACCUCAGCCGACUGGUCACCUACCUGGCAACCAUUCCCAGUGAGGACGUGCGUGCUCGUGGCUUCACGGUGGUGGUGGACAUGCGCGGCAGUAAGUGGGACAGUGUGAAGCCGGUUCUACGGACGCUGCAGGAGUCGUUCUCCUCCAACAUCCACACGGCGCUGCUCAUCAAACCAGACACCUUCUGGCAGAAACACAAGACCAACCUGGGCAGCGCCAAGCUCAGCUUUGAGACCAGCCUGGUGUCGGUGGAGGGUCUGUCCCGGCUCGUCGACCCUUCCCAGCUGACCUCUGACCUCGGUGGCUCGUUGGAGUACGACCACGUGGAGUGGACCGAGCUGCGUCUGGGUCUGGAGGAGUUCACGGGGGCCGCCACGCUGCUGCUGGCCCAACUGGAGCAGCUGGAGGCCGGGCUGAACCGCAUACCGGAGCCGCAGGACGUGGACGAGGCCCGCAAACUUCUAGAGGAACACGGUCGCCUCCGUAACACCAUCGCUACAGCUCCGAUCGACUCCCUCGAGCGAGAGGGGAAGAGCUUGCUCCAGCGUAUGCGCCUUGGCCCUGCCCACGGUGACGCCUCCACAGAAGGUGGCGGCGGCGGUGGUAGUCACGGCAGCUGGCUGUCGGGCGGGGCGGACUUCCAGAGCGUGGCGCCCAAGGUUUCGUCUCUGCUGGACCGGCUGCAGGCGGCUCGUGGUCACUUGCUGCAGAGCUGGAGCGACAGGAAGCUGCACCUGGACCAGACGCUGCAGCUGCACCUGUUCGAGCAGGACGCCGCCAAGAUGUCCGAGUGGAUCGCUCACAGUAAAGAGUUGUUCGUCCAGACUCUGGCGGAGGUCGGGCAGAACCACCAGCACGCCCUCGACCUCCAGACGCAACACCAGCACUUCACCGCCAACUGCAUGAACGGCAGCGUGAACGUGGACAGCGUGGUCACGGUGGCGGCGAGGCUGGCGGAGGCCGGUCACUACGGGGCGGAGCGGAUCGCCGCCGUGUCGUUGCGGUUACAGGAAGACUGGAAGGCGCUGACGAUGGCGCUGGAGGAGCGCAGCAACACGCUCGCCAUGGCAACCGGCUUCCACCAGGGGGCGGAGCAGUUCCUGCUCAGAGUGGAGGGGUGGGUUCAGGUGUGCUCUGAGGGGCCGUUGCCAUCGGCGACGGUGGAGCUGGAAGCUGCAACAAAGAAACACCAGGAACUGAACGAGGAGAUCUCUGCUAACUACACACAGGUCAGUGAGAGCGGUAAAGCUUUAAUGGACGUCCUCCAGCGUUGCCCGGCGACCGACUCCGACAACUCUGCGACCAAACCGGACAUCACCCCCGCAACGCACGGCAUCAUGGGAGCUCUGCACCAGGUCAUGCAGGGUCACCAUGAGGUGGAGGGGGCGUGGCAGCAUCGUAAGCUCCGCCUACACCAGCGCCUGCAACUGUGUGUGUUCCAACAGGAUGUCAGACAGGUGUUGGACUGGGUGGAGCAACACGGUGAGGUUUUCCUGAACAAACACAGCGGCGUGGGGAAGUCUCUGCACCGAGCAAGAGCGCUGCAGAAACGCCACGACGACUUCCAGCAGGUCGCACAGAACACUUACACUAAUGCAGAGAAGCUUCUGGAAGCAGCCGAUCAGCUGGCUCAGUCUGGAGAGUGUGAGGAGGAGGAGAUCUACCAGGCGGCCAGAGACCUGGAGCUACGCAUGCAGGCAUUCAUCCAGAGAGUUGAACAGAGGAAGCUGCUGCUGGACCUCGCUGUGUCUUUCUACACACACACCAAGGAGCUCUCGGUGUGGAUGGAAGGCCUCCAGAAGCAGCUCUCCUCUGAUCUCUGUGUUUGUCCCGACACCGUUGAGGCUCUUCAGGCUGUGAUCAGCCAGCAGCAGCAGCAACAAGCCAACACACAGGAAGCUGCGAUGAGUGUCAUCCGGGAAGGAGAAGACCUCAUCCUGCAACUCAGGCCUCAGGGCAGCUCGGUGGCCCAUGUGGAGAUGGUGCUGCAGCAGCUGGAGGAGUCUCACGCUCAGCUGGAGGAACUGUUCCACCAGAAGAAGAUCCGCCUGGAUGUUUACCUGCAGCUCCGCAUCCUGCAGCAGUGCACUCUGGAGGUAACGGGGGAAAUGGACGCCUGGAAGCAGGACCUCCAGAAACAGUCCCAGGACUUCUCCGCAGAGAAGCUAGCAUCGUCACGGCUAGCUGAAGCUAACCAGGACAAGCUAGCGUUGGGCCAGUCGCGGCUGGUGGAGGCUAGCCCCGAGGUGCUAACGCUAGCACAGCAGCGCAUCCACAGGCACAUGGAACGGAGGCUGGCUAUGAACAACAUGAUCUAUGAGGUCAUCCAGCAAGGUCACGACCUUCAGCAGUACAUCACCGAGGUCCAGGCCUCAGGUAUCGAGCUGUCGGAGGCGGAGGGGGGGCUCUCCGCUCAGGUGGAGGAGCUGCAGCGCCUCCUGCAGGACAAACAGAAGGAGCUGCAGCAGAUUGCGGAUCACACGCACACACACCUGGAGCAGAACCUGCAGCUGAGACACCUGCAGAGCCAGGUCAAACAGGUGCUGGGCUGGAUCUCGGAGGGCGAGGUCAUGCUGUCGUCCUGCAUGUUGAACUCCAGCUGUCUGUCUGAAGCUGAGCAGCUGCAGAGGGAGCACGAGCGCCUCCAGCAGGCCAUCGAGGCUCUGCUGCACGCCGACUCCCUGCAGAGGACUCACCAGGUCGCUCUGGCUCUGCAGCAGAGAGCCGAGCUGCUGGUCAGGUCAGGUCACUACGACCCAGAUGCAGUGAGGUCUUGUGCCCAGACGGUGGCGCUGCACUGGCAGACUCUGAUGCUGAGGAUCGAGGACAGACUCAAGCUGGUCAACGCCUCUGCAGCGUUCUACAGGACGUCACAGCAGGUGUGUGGGGUGCUGGAGAGUCUGGAGCAGGAGUACCGCAGGGAGGAGGACUGGUGUGGAGGAGGAGAGAGGCAGCCGGAGCUCCUCCUGCCGCUCGUCAGCAAACACAUGGAGCAGAAGGAGGCGUUCCUGAAGGCCUGCACUCUGGCCAGAAGGAACGCCGAAGUCUUCCUCAAGUACAUCCACCGCAACAGCGUCACCAUGGCGAACAUCUCGGGCCACAGCAUGACGGGGGUCACCGAGGUCACCGGCCACUCCAGGGUCCCGGAGCAGCAGGUCAAAGGUAUUCUCAGUGAGCUGCUCCAGAGGGAGAACAGAGUUCUUCAUUUCUGGACUCUGAAGAAACGUAGACUGGAUCAGUGCCAGCAGUACCUGAUGUUCCAGAGCCACGCCCAACAGGCUCUGGAUUGGCUGCAGCAGUCAGGUGACCACUACCUGGCCACUCACACGUCUCCGGGGAAUGUGGCCGAGACGCAAGAACUGCUGAACCAACACAGAGAGUUCUGUGUGUCCGCCAAGCACACACAGGAAAAGGUCCACCUCCUCAUCCAGUUGGCAGAGAGCAUGCUGGGUAAAGGACACGCCCAUCGCGCCGAGCUCCGCCGCUGCGUCUCCGCGGUGGACAAACGGUACAGAGACUUCAGCGUCCGGAUGGCUCAGUACCGCCACCUGCUGGAGACGGCACUGGGAGGCUGCUCACAGGACAAUAAGGACCUGGAGUUGGAGCUGAUCCCAAACAGUCUGUCGGACUCGGACCCCGAGGUGAACCUGUCCGACCCGAGUCACCAGGUUAGCGACGAGAAGAGGCGCUCCGCCCGCAAGAAAGAGUACAUCAUGGCUGAGCUGCUUCAAACUGAAAGAGUCUACGUCAGAGAUCUGCAGGAGUGUAUAGAGACGUACCUGUGGGAGAUGACGAGCGGAUCAGAAGACGUUCCGUCUGGUCUCCACAACAAAGACGACAUCGUGUUCGGAAACAUCCAGGACAUCUACGAGUUCCACAACAGUAUUUUCCUGAAGGAGCUGGAAAACUACGAACAGCUUCCUGAGGACGUCGGACACUGUUUCGUUACCUGGGCGGAUAAGUUCCACAUGUACGUGACGUACUGCCGCAACAAACCCGACUCCAGUCUGCUGAUCCAGCAGCAAGGAGCCGGAUUCUUUGAGGAGGUCCAGAGGAGACACGGUCUGAACAACUCCAUCUCCUCAGCUCUCAUCAAACCAGUUCAGAGGAUCACCAAAUACCAGCUGCUGCUCAAGGAGUUGUUGGCGUGCUGCGAGGAGGGGAAAGGCGAGAUAAAGGAAGGUCUGGACGUGAUGCUGAGCGUCCCCAAGAGAGCGAACGAUGCUAUGCACGUUAGCAUGCUAGAAGGUCUGGAGGAGGGUCUGGAGGUCCAGGGGGAGCUCCUCCUCCAGGACUCCUUCCUGGUCUGGGAGCCCAAGUCCCUGAUCAGGAAGGGGCGGGACCGGCACCUCUUCCUGUUCGAGCUGUCACUCAUCUUCAGCAAAGAGAUCAAGGACUCGUCUGGAAGAACCAAAUAUCUCUACAAGAGCAGACUGAGGACCUCGGAGCUCGGGGUGACGGAGCACAUCGAGGGGGAUCCCUGUAAAUUUGCUCUGUGGGUCGGACGAACGCCAACGUCCGACAACAAAACGGUCCUGAAGGCGUCGUCCCUGGAGCUGAAGCAGGAGUGGGUCCGCAGCAUUCGUCAGGUGAUCCAGGAGAGGCGGGGCCACCUGAGGGGGGCUCUGCGGGAGCCCAUCCCCCUCCCCAAAACACCCAACCCCACCCUGGGGCGACAGCGCAGCAUCAGCCGCAGGGAGACCAGUGAGGACGCAGACAGUCUGGGUGACGCCAGCAGUCAGCCGGACACCGUCUCCAUCGCCUCCAGAACCUCGCAGAACACCGCCGACAGCGACAAGCUGUCCGGAGGCUGUGAGUUAGUGGUGGUUCUGCUGGACUUCGUCUCCGGUGGACCCGGAGAGCUCGGCGUGCGCUGCGGUCAGACGGUGGAGCUGGUGGAGCGUUCGGCGGAGCGGCCCGGGUGGUGUCUGGUCAGAACGACGGAUCAAACGCCCCAACAGGAGGGUUUGCUGCCGAUGAGCGCCCUCUGUCUGUCACACUCCCACAGUGCAGCCGACAUGGAGGGGCUCAUCCCGGCCUCCACCACCUCCUCCUCCUCCUCCUCCACCAGCACCACCACCUCCUCCUCCUUCAACUCCUCCUCCACCACCACCACCUCCUCCUCCAACUCCUCGUCCAACGCUGGGAGGGACUCCGGUCUGUUCGGCUCUGAAGCUCCAGGACUCCAGACGUCCAGUCAAAGUGCUACCUGCCCGGCGGUGUUCGGAGUGGGCGGGGCUCCAGGCGGCGCCGUUGGCUCCCCGGGGUCCAAACGCAGCGGCUCUGGAACCGGAAACACCCUGAAGCGCUGGUUGACCAGUCCGGUCCGGAGGCUGAGUCAGGGGAAAGCAGACGGACAGAAGAAACCUCCAAUCAGAACCAGGAGGCGGGACAACAGGACGGAGCAGACCACGCCCCUCACCGGGAGUGCACAGACGAAGGCGAGGAAGGAGGAGGCGGGGCAGAGCGGAGGGGAGGAGGAGCCAGAGGAGGAAAGCCACACCCUUUUACCUCCUCCCAUGCAGAUCAUCAAGGACCCAAACAACCCCGAGGCUCUGGAUUCAGAUCAGGGCUCCAACGAGUCGGACACCGAGCAGAGAAACAAAGCUCUGAGAGGACGAAUGUUUGUGGUGAACGAGAUGAUCCAAUCAGAGAAGGACUACGUGAAGGACCUGGCUGUGAUCGUGGAGGGCUUCAUGUCCAGACUGGAGGUCAGAGGAAUCCCAGAGGACAUGAGAGGAAAAGACAAGAUCGUCUUUGGAAACAUCCAACAGAUCUACGACUGGCACCGCGAUUUCUUCCUGGUGGAGUUGGACCGAUGUGUUCAGAAUCACGACCUGCUGGCCGACCUUUUCAUCAGACACGAGCGUCGCCUCCACAUGUACGUUGUUUACUGUCAGAACAAGCCGAGGUCAGAGUUCAUCGUCAUCGAGUACGAGACCUUCUUUGAGGAGAUCCAGCAUGAGAUCAGCUGCAGGAUGUCGAUCAGUGAUUAUCUGAUCAAACCCAUCCAGAGAAUCACCAAAUACCAGCUGCUGUUAAAGGACUUUCUAAAGUAUACGUCUAAAGCAGGACUCGACUGUGAAGAGAUAGAGAAAGCGGUGGAGCUGAUGUCAUUGGUGCCGAAGCGCUGCAACGACAUGAUGAACCUGGGACGGCUGCAAGGAUACGAGGGUAAGCUGACGUCUCAGGGGAAGCUGCUGCAGCAGGAGACGUUCUGUGUUUGGGAACAGGACGGAGGAGUUCUAUCCCGCAGCAAAGAGCGCAGAGUUUUCCUGUUCGAGCAGAUCAUCAUCUUCAGUGAACUUCUGCGGAAAGGCUCCAACAACCCGGGAUACCAGUUCAAGAACAGCAUCAAGGUGAGUUACCUGGCGAUGCAGGACAGCGUGGACGGGGAACCCUGUAAGUUUGUGUUGUGGUCUCGAGGCUCGGCGGAGCGCUUCACGCUGCAGGCGUCCUCCGCCGGCAUCAAGAUGACCUGGGUGGAGACCAUCGCCACCCUGCUGGACGCACAGAACAACUUCCUGUCAGCUCUUCAGUCUCCCAUUGAGUACCAGAGGAAGGAGGGUGGGAUCUCGGUGACCCGACCUUUGUCGUCGGGGCGACCGCCGUCGGCCCCGCCCACGCCCAACGGCCACGCCACCCAGCCCCCUCCUGACUGCGAGCAGGACGACCAGGAGCUGGUUCUGGUGCUGCAGGACUUUGUGGCGGUUCGUGAGGACGAGAUCUCCGUGUUUCGGGGCGAGAAGGUUCAGAUUCUGGCGUCCAACCAGCAGGGUCAGAGUCUGGUGUACCGGCCGGCCAACAGCGACUCGCCGGCCGCCGAGGGCUGGGUGGCACGCAGCAUCCUCAACACACACUGACACAUACAAAUACACCAGAAUGCACGGACAGCGGAGUCCGGUUUACUACGAGUACACACAUGAAGUACUGCGAGGUAACAGGGCCUAGAGGCAUGCUGGGAAAUUCUGUUAUGAUGGUGAGAGGUGGAGCCUUAAGGUGGAGACGUCAGUUAGUCCAAUACAACCAAUUGUAUCUAAACUACUGGAGAUAUUUCCUGUAGCGCCGCCAUUUUGGAUCUCCAGGAAAGUUUCCAAAUAGUUAAUUGGUAACAUCGCAAUUGUUUAAUUGUGGAUUAACUAACCUUUCUUGUCAUUGUCGAUUAAGUUAGCUGUUAUUUUCUCACGAUUCACUAUCACAUAAUAAAAAGUGUAACUCCUAACCUCUGAGUAAGUGAAACUGUUACUAAAUUGCUAAAUCAACUAAUCAUUAAUCUUUGCAAUGAGCAGUUUCAUCCGUACUGUGUAAAACUAUCCAGCGUUUUAGAGAAAGAAAUCAAAAAUGAAAGCUACUUCUUAUCCUGUGAUCGCUCAAAUGUCUCUUGCGACCCCUUGGAGGGCCCCGACCCUUAGGUUUGGACAGAUACCUCCAUCCUUCAGGCUCCACAACCAUAACUGUGAGAUAAUGAAUGUUUCCUAACACACUUCAUGCCCUGAUUACCUUCCAGUAUCAGAAGAUAAAUCACACACACACACACACACACACUCCCAGCAGCAGGUACUGUUAGACUCCUCCCCCUCCUGGUGCUUCAACACUCAACCAAAAAAAACACGCCUCCGCCCUCGCCUCGUCCAAUCAGACGACGCCGUCUGGUCGGCCCUCCAGUUUACUGCCCCCGAGCAAAAACUGUCUCCCAUGUGACGUUGGUGUGACGGAGACCACAUGACCACAUCGUCAUCGCCCACGGCAACAAACUGUGACUCCAGGAAGCUGAAAACAAGAGACGAUUUAAAAAACAAAGUUAAAAAUAAUAAACGCCUCCUGGAAGAGAAGAGGUGAAAAAGUCAGCCAAUCAGAACUGACCUCCUUCUCUCUGCGUGUCAUCCUGUUAAUAGUGUGUAUAAACAGACUGAGGACACACACACACACACAGACAUACACCACACACACACACACACACACACACCCCCACUGCUAUGAUGAUGAAGAUUAACUAUGAUGAUUAUGAUAAUUAAGAAUAAUAGAAGCUGUUUUUCACCUCAAUUAGAAAAAAAGAGAAACUGUUUGUCAUAUUGUUUGUAUGUGUGUGUGUGUGUGUGUGUGUGUGUGUGUGUGUGUGUGUGUGUGUGAGAGAGAGAGAGAGAGAGAGAAUGUGUGUGUGUGUGUGUGUGUGUGUGUGUGUUAGUGACGACGUCCUGUGUGUGUGUGUUUUCCACGGACAGUUAGGUGGUGUCCCGGUGUAGCGUUGCCAUGACGACUCGUUGUGUUUGCGGUGACACCCGUUUUUUUGUCUUUUUAGCGGACCAGAGCUGCCGCCCUCCUUGCCUCCUUGCCUCCUUCCCUUCCUCCCUUCCUCCCUUCCUCCCCCCUCUCGUGCAUGCAGCUCUGGUUAGUUUGGAUAUUAUGCAUUUCCUGUUCCUGUACAUAGACAAGACCUCCAACUGCUACCCCACUAACUCUGGACACUGAAAACUGUCUCUCUGUCCGACAGACAGCUCCACCUACUGUGACUGUCUGUUUCUACUAAACCUGUCUCUCUCUCUCUCUCUGCCUGUCUCUCUCUCUACCUCUCUGUCUCUCUCUCUCUCUGUUUCUCUGGUGCCAUUCUCAGACAACACCCCGGUCCUUAAGGAGCUAAGAAGCCCUGCAAGUGCACUACGGAGGGCUCAAGGUGGGAGGUGGUGCACUAUGAAGGGUGUGGGGAGAGACAUAGCAAACUAUAAAGGAGGUUAAGGUGGAAGGCUGCCUUCAAAUGCAGCUCAGGAGGUCGUAUUUUUGAGAACCAAGUUGAAGUUAAAGGGCAACACACACUGAUGUACAAGAUGAACACAAAACACUUUAAAGUUUUUGUGUCUCAGCAGGUUCAAAUGUGGCGGAUUGUUUAUUUAUAAAAGAAGAGAAGGACCAGUUUGGCCAAAGCUUCCUGUGUUAAAGCUGCAUUCUCUCUCCUGUCCACCAGGGGGCGACUCCUCUGGUUGUAUAGAAGUCUAUGAGAAAAUGACUCUACUUCUCUCUUGAUUUAUUCCCU